Molecule: messenger RNA, 940 nt
Organism: Daldinia caldariorum
Lineage: Eukaryota; Fungi; Ascomycota; Sordariomycetes; Xylariales; Hypoxylaceae
Exons: 1
Coding region: 1-870 (289 amino acids)
Source: RefSeq, a predicted model, not a curated record
AUGGCUUUCUCCAAGGACCAGAUGGCGGGCUUCGAAUUCGACUACUCUGGUCUCGACAUGGUCGGAACCUCAGACCCCUCGGUCGAUAGCCAGCGACAAACCGCGCGGCUAAGAGAGCUCGAAAAUUGCAACGAGGAUCUAGCUCGUCGCAACGCCGAAUUUAUGGCCAUGUUCGAAGGCUUCAAGGAGGACAUGGAGUUUAUGAAAGAAAGCAUGCAAACAGCUCGGGAAGAACUGCAAUCGGUCCGCAACCACAACGCCCGGCUGCAAGGCGAAAUGUCCAGCCUAACCAAGCGGAAGCGUACGGCCGCUCGAACCAAAGCUAGCGACCUGGAAAUCGCCCAGGCUGCUGAGAUUGAGAAGCUGAAGAAGCAGCUAACACAGAGCAAACCUGAAUACCUCGUCGUUACACCAUCAGACACGGGUAGCGCGACGAGUUCUGGGGAAUUAACGAAUGUCUUUAGUGACGCCAGCGCUUCGGGUCACUUGAGCCACUGCAGUAUGGAUAAUUCCAGGGCGGCAAAGAGACGCCAUAUGGAGGAAUCGCAGAACUGGAACGACCAACCCGAGAUGUUCCAGUUUAACGCGGGACAGCCCAACUGUCAGAAUGCUUAUCUUGGCCCAGUCGUCCAGAGCGACCAAUCUCAGCAGCAUUUGUUACCAGCACAUGGGCAAUCCUUCGGCAGGGUAACGCAGGGACAGGACAAUUCAAACUACCAGAUGUCCUACGGCCAGGAGCACAUGUACGGGCAAGGCAACCAGAUGCCCUGGGGAAAUGCAUUCUCCAUGAAUCCUCAGCUUCAACAUCAGCAGGAACAUGGCAUGCCUUCGUACCCGAAACCUCCUCAGGGGCUUCGCUGGAGUUUCUAGGCGAUGGGAGUCCAUCUUUGCCUUUUCUCUUAUCGAGCUCUCUGCUGGUUCUGGUUUACCUAUUGGCUAU